Molecule: messenger RNA, 2250 nt
Organism: Lineus longissimus
Lineage: Eukaryota; Metazoa; Nemertea; Pilidiophora; Heteronemertea; Lineidae
Product: histone-lysine N-methyltransferase PRDM9-like
Exons: 11
Coding region: 1-2250 (749 amino acids)
Biological process (GO): regulation of transcription by RNA polymerase II
Cellular component (GO): nucleus
Molecular function (GO): protein binding; histone methyltransferase activity; DNA-binding transcription factor activity, RNA polymerase II-specific
Source: RefSeq, a predicted model, not a curated record
AUGGAUAUUGAGGUCCCACCCCUGGAGGAGAUUGAUGUGGACCAGUAUUUCAGUAAGGAAGAACUGGCCACAAUUGGAGAUUAUGAGAAGCUCCGUUACAAGAACAUGGUCAGGAAUUACCUCACAAUGAUGUAUUUUGGUCUACCUGUUUCCAAACCUGAGUUCAUGAGUGGUCCACGAAGGAAGGUGAGAGUUAUGAUGCCAGUGGACAGUGACAGUGAGGAAGAGGAUUGGACUCCUUCUUUGGCCAGGAAAAAAGAAAAAGAAAAAUUGCCACCAGCUCCAUUCAAGUUUGUGCCACCAAAGAAACCAAUAUUUGUAAAGAAAAAAGUGAAAGAAGUGGACAAAACCACAGCUGAGAACACAAGCAAACCCAAAGGAGCAAAGAAAUCUGCCAAGGAAUGUCCUGCUACCGUUUCACGUCCCCCAGCAGAAUUGGCCUUGAAAAACAUGAUCAUGAGGGCAGCAGCUCCUCCCCAAGAAGAACCAACCAGAAAGAAGCGUAAGGUUGCUGCAGCCACUGGACCAGCUCGUUACCCCAAGAGGAGUCUGGAGAGAAAGAACUACAGAGAACUGGAGGUUCCAGACGAGGACAUUUUCUUAUUUUGUGAAGAUUGUCAGAAGGAAUAUCCUGGAGAUUGUCCAGUUCAUGGUCCGUUGACAAUCAUCAAGGAUAAGGAGGUUCCUCCAACAAAGUCAAAGAGACCUGACCCAAACCAUGCAAGACAUACCACCCCUGAUGGCCUGGUGGUUGAGGAGUCUAAGAUCCCAGGUGCUGGACUCGGUGUGAUAUCAAACAUGGCCUUCCCUGAGGGUGUUCGCUUCGGACCUUACAAAGGCGAAAUGGUCUACAAUAUGGAUGUGGCACAGGAUUCGGGAUAUUCAUGGCAGAUCUAUAAGGAUACUAAACCCCAUCACUAUGUUGAUGCAAGAGACCCAGCUAAGUCAAAUUGGCUGCGCUACACCAACUGUGCAAGAAAUGAAGGAGAACAGAACUUGUUGGCAUUUCAAUAUAAAGGCGAGAUCUACUAUAAGACUAUACAGAUUGUCUACCCAGGACAGGAGUUGUUGGUGUUUUAUGGUGAAGGUUAUGCCAAAGAACUGGGUAUAGAAGCUACAAAGGAGGUUAGAUUGAGGACACAUGAAAAGGCAUUCACUAUGUCUGACACAGGAGCCCCAGAAUACAGAUGUCCAUUCUGUAUCUUGAGCAUACCCUACAAGAUACCAAACGCGUUGAUGACCCACGUGGCCAAAAAACAUUUGGAGGCAGACCCGACAGAGGUCAAGGAUCUCAUGAAAGAACUUUAUGCAAAAAAUGCACAUUAUCAGCGUGCUCGAGUAGCUGAGUUACGAGAGGCUGCGGACAUAAGUGACAAGGAUGUUGGCUCUGCAAUGUUUACAGGUGGUUUAAAAGCUGCUGAUGCUGGUAUGGAUGCCGACGCAUUUGAGAAAUAUGGUGAGAGAAUAGGUGAUAGGUUCAGAUGUAAAUUAUGUGGCAAGGAGUGUAGUCAUAUUGGUCAUCUCAAAACUCAUAUUCGAAUUCACACUGGUGAGAAUCCAUUCAAAUGUCAACAGUGUGGGAAAGGAUUUACUCAGAGUGGUGAUCUGCAAGGACAUGUUCUUAUUCACACAGGUGAGAAACCAUUCAAAUGUCAACAUUGUGGGAAAGGAUUUACUCAAAGUGGUAUUCUGCAAAGACAUGUUCUUAUUCACACAGGUGAGAAACCAUUCAAAUGUCAACAUUGUGGGAAAGGAUUUACUCAGAGUAGUAGUCUGCAAAGACAUGUUCUUAUUCACACAGGUGAGAAACCAUUCAAAUGUCAACAUUGUGGGAAAGGAUUUACUCGGAGUAGUAGUCUGCAAGGACAUGUUCUUAUUCACACAGGUGAGAAACCAUUCAAAUGUGAACAUUGUGGGAAAGGAUUUAAUGACAGUAGCAAUCUACAAAAGCAUAUUCUAAUUCACACAGGUGAGAAACCAUUCAAAUGUGAAAACUGUGGAAAAGAAUUUACUUGGAGUGGUGAUCUGCAAAAACAUGUUCUUAUUCACACAGGUGAGAAACCAUUCAAAUGUCAACAUUGUGGGAAAGGAUUUACUCGGAGUGGUGGUCUGCAAAGACAUGUUCUUAUUCACACAGGUGAGAAACCAUUCGAAUGUCAACAUUGUGACAAACAAUUCACUCUCAGCUGUGCGAGGAGUAGGCACAUGAAGACACAUCGCACCGUGGAGCAAACUGUGAAUGAACAGUAA